UUUAUUUUUCGUACUGCAGUCAGCAAUAAGCGUUCUGUACGAUCAGUUCGAAUCACAAUAUAAAAGUAAUAAUUAUGGUCGGCACUCGUUCAUCGUUAUUUUGUCUGCUCUGUACGGUCCUGAUUUUUCCCCUCGGCGAUUCAACCGCGUUAAGCAAAUUUGGAAAUCAACAACAAAAAAAUGCCCACGAACUCGGACUUGGAGCGAAUGUCGUGGGCCAUGUGGUUAACGGCGAGGAUACAGAAGAAUAUCCAUUUAAAAAAGCAUACUAUUCGUAUAAAAUACAAUCGAAUGAGUUGUUAAAAGGUGUACGAUUAAACCCGCCGAUUGAUUACGUAACACCUGAAGGAUACAGUCUGGUGUUGGAACCGAUUGUUCAUUUUUGUCACCAUGUAGAUGACAGUAUUAUAAAGAAAUUUUCUGCAUUCGGAUCGAAAGACAAGGUGUACAUCAACAUCGACGACGAUUUGAGAGAUAUAUCAACCAACGAUUCAACUAUUGUGUAUAAACUUAAGGCAAUAGAAAAUGUUAAUUUGACUACGGUUGGUGGUUCUACUACUGUACUCAUCAGAAUUGUUGAAUUUCUACCCAUGCCUGACACCGUACUAGCGUUUGAAGAACCUAGUUAUUCUUUAAAGUUGGCUUAUGGUCACAAAGGUAAAGUUUUCAAAUUUAAGACCAUAAAAACCACACAUAAAGCAAAAGAAAAAAACUCGGAUUUGGAAUUUGAAAAACAACCGGAAAACGAUAAAUAUUUUUCAAAAAACGAAUACUCUUUCAAGGGAAAUUACAGUUUGGAAUACGUACCUGAACCACUUUUAACAAAACUGAGAGUUAAUGAUGACGGCGAAUUAGAGGUGUUGGGAAAUAUCGAUGAAGGAUAUCACAGUUUUGACGUCGUAGCAGUAGAUUAUGGUCCUAAUUCUACUACCAUAUUAAAAGCUAGGUCCAAAGUCUACAUGUUUAUCGACAAUAUAGCAGCGUGUAGUUCAGACACGUCUAAAUUCAUUAGAGCUUUCAGUAAACACUAUAUAACCGAAGAGACUAAGCUAAUAACAGCUGUUCCGGGAACUGAAUCGAGCGGACAAUGUAUAUUUUCGAUAACACAUCAAUUUCCGUUUGGUGUGGGCGCGGACUUCUUCACCAUCGACAAGAAAUCGGGUGCUGUGCACGUGAAAAGUCCCAUCGACCGGGAGGCGUAUUCGUUCGAAGACAUGGAAGAACCGUCCGUGUACCUGAGGUUAAAGAUUCACUGUCCUCCGAUGGACACUGUACCCGCCACCCAGCCACUACACCUAUCCGACGUGGACAACAUCGUCUACGAUCCGACUACCACGCUGGUGCAGUUGGUCAUCGUCGACACCAACGAUAACGUGCCAGUGUUCGCCGACAAGCACAUAAUAGUCGGAUAUCCCGUGCUGGACGUGGCCAACACCAUUAUUCCCAAACACCUUCUGCAGGUCAAGGCGACAGACAAGGACGCGGGAAAACACGGAAAAAUACAAUACUCGCUGAGAGGAGAUGACGCUAACGACUUUAUCAUAAACUCGGAGACAGGAAUAAUAUAUUGUAUGAGUUUGGUGGACGAUAGCACCGCGAACAAAACAUUCGAGGUGGUGGCCAAGGACAACGACGGCAAAUCCGACGGAUCAGAAUCUACAAUGACUAUUACCGUGAAGUACUUAACGUUCUCGGACGUUGUCCGGGUGAGUGUCCAGUUCAGCUCCAUCGAAGACCCCGCGGCUAUCGAAUCCCAACUGUCCGAAAUAUCAGGAGUCAGAGUUAUGUCGCUCACCAACGACGUGAUCAACACGUUUACGGACGGGCAGUGGCGCGCCGAGAGGCUGUUGACUGUGUACGGGGUGAACAACACGGAUGGUUCGGUGGUGUCGGCAUUGGAAUUAGAAAAGAAUUUAGAACACAACACCAAAGUUUUGGGUAUAAUGAAAUUAUACAAUACGAAUUCCGACGGCGAAACGAGCACCGCGAUGUCCUUAGUGUACGCAGCGAUGUUUUUCUUGAUGCUGUCUAUGGUAGCCGUGGGGCUCUUAUAUUUUGGAUAUGUCAAGAACGGCCGUUAUUUGUCGUGUAUUUCCAGUCCGUCUACGACGCCGCUGAAAGACGAUAUCGAAAACAUGAGUCAGAGCAACUGGAUUACGACUUUCAACAGAACCAAUCUAACGUCUAACAGAGUGCGAUUCCCUGGAAAUAUUAACUCCGAGACGGUGCCGUGCAGAUCCAAAAUCACGGACAACGCGACAGUCGUCGUGGAGAACAGCCUGUACGAGGCCAUACCGCCUAAAGGAACCGCCGUCUUGGCCGUGAAUAAUAAUUCCUCAAUUGUUAAACUCGAUUCUAAGGUCUCCUUCGAAGACGACUUGAUAAAGUUAGAAAAAAUGGACGAGGCGUUUUCGCCCACGGACGACUUAUCUUUUAACUAUUAAGUUUUGACUUCCGGCGGUAAAAAAAUCACUUUAGUCUAUACUGAUAUCAGUUCCGGUUCGACGUUUACAUUUUUUAUCCGGAUAAGCACACUUCGUACACACACUUCUAUAUAAUAUCUACAUAUUAUUACCUAUUAUAUACCUGUUAAUAUGAUAAUUGUAUAUUAUUUUUAAAACACGUUUACAAGACCUUACAAUA
Rhopalosiphum padi (bird cherry-oat aphid) is the source of this 2643-nucleotide messenger RNA. RefSeq lists its product as uncharacterized. Gene Ontology annotation, cellular component: cell-cell junction; plasma membrane. The coding region runs from base 75 to 2444 and encodes 789 amino acids. The record is from RefSeq and is a predicted model, not a curated record. Gene Ontology annotation, biological process: homophilic cell-cell adhesion. Lineage: Eukaryota; Metazoa; Arthropoda; Insecta; Hemiptera; Aphididae. Gene Ontology annotation, molecular function: calcium ion binding. The transcript is spliced from 16 exons.